Xenia sp. Carnegie-2017 is the source of this 1577-nucleotide messenger RNA. RefSeq lists its product as uncharacterized. Gene Ontology annotation, molecular function: 2-oxoglutarate-dependent dioxygenase activity. The record is from RefSeq and is a predicted model, not a curated record. The coding region runs from base 6 to 1466 and encodes 486 amino acids. The transcript has 5 exons. NCBI's taxonomy places the organism in Eukaryota, Metazoa, Cnidaria, Anthozoa, Malacalcyonacea, Xeniidae.
CUAGGAUGUGGUAUAUUACUCUGACACUGUGUCUCUGUAUACAACGUGUUUGUGCUAAUGGUGAAACGUGUACAACAAAUGAUGCUAAUUUGUGCCAUCUAAAUAAUGAGCAAACAGCAAAAUAUGUGAGAAAAGAUUUAACUGACGAAGAAAUGUUUAAGAAUGGUCACUUGAAACCAUUUGGCUCUCAUCGACCACCAGAAAGCAUUGUGGAAGAACUAUCAUUCAUGAUAUCACCAAAAGACUUCUAUAUGAAGUAUGUCAUUAAACAUAGACCAGUUGUAAUUAAAGGUGCAGUAAAAGACUGGCCAGCAUACAAACUCUGGUCUGAUGACUACCUUAAUUCCACAUAUGGUGAUGUGUUGUUUAAUAUGGAAACAAAAGAUGACGACAAGUUCAAUCUGCCAAAAGCAAUGAAGCUGAAGGAUUUUCUCAAAGUAUAUCAAAAAGCAGACAGAUAUUUAGUCGAUGAAGUCACACCUGAUAUGAGAAAAGAGAUUGUGUUACCACUCUGUCUAAGGUGCGAAGAGAUGGACAGAUAUUUCUUUGUAUCCUACUUCUGGUUCAGUCAGGGUAACACAAAAUCCACCAUGCAUUUGGAUACCGAUGAAAAUCUGCUUUGUGUUAUCAAGGGUCAUAAAGAGGUAUUGAUGGUUUCGCCUGAGUAUUCUGCUGAUUUAUAUGCAGAUAACUCCAGGGUACUAGGUGUAUUGGACUUAAAUGUCUCAGCAGUGGACUUGGAGAAAUAUCCAAGAGUUAAAAACAUCCACUAUGUGAAAGCAAAUGUUAAUGAGGGUGAUAUGGUAUAUAUACCUCAGAUGUGGUGGCAUCAUGUCUAUUCUAGACCAGGAAGACAACAAGCUGUUGCAUUAUGGUGGAAAUCAAAACCUUGCCCAAAGAAUGGUAAUAGAACUGCUAUGCCUCUACAGGAUAAAGGCAAGACAGGGCAUGUGAAAGAUUCAUUUGCUGGUAUUUUGGCUGAUUAUGAAAGGUGGGUGCAAAAUGUUAGCGACGACCAGCCAAUGAUUACUUGUAAGGAGCAACAAGUGUUAAUGAGCAAUUAUGAUUUUGAGACCGAUAAAGACCCAAAUGCAAAGAAGACUAUGGGUGAUGAUGGUGACUUGAAGGAGGAAAAUCUCAAACUGUUUGAGGAAGUUACAAAGAAAGCAAGGUUAAAGGGAAAAAAUCCUUUUGAAGUAUUACCCAUAAGUCAAUUGCCUUGUGAUUUUGAUAGAGCUAAUGUACUAUCUCCAUGUCAUUAUAAGCAAUGUCAUGUGACAGAUAAUGAUAUUAGCCUAAAUUGUAUUAGAUAUAUGCUUGACUAUUGCAGUGAUUAUGAUGAUCGUGGGUGUGUCAUCCAUUUACCAAAUUUUUUAAAUAAACUUGAUCACACUCAAUACAAAAAUCUUCAAACAUUACAGACGGAGUAUGGAAAGGAGCAAGGUCUACAAAACACCAAACACUAAUGUAAUACAUUCUACAAAUAUUAAUGUAAUUACAUUGAAGUUUCAUUUAGAUACGUAUGAUACUAAAUAAUAAUAAAUGAUAAUAAUAAUUAUAAAUAAUACUAAAUGAGA